GACGCGACGAAUAUCGUGAACGCGUAUACGGGUCACCGGGCCGGUACUCGGUCACGGGCCUCAGCGUCUCCACGUCAGAGACUCUCACUAACUCUUUCUUCGACUAUAUCAUAUCUUCCUGAAGCAUUAUCGAAGUCUGCCGUACGCUCAUUUGAAAAUAAUCCUUGGUUUCUACUUCUCCUAAAUUCCAUACACUCUUCUCACAACUCCGUACUGAGCAAAUGGGUACAACACAAUCUUAUUUAUCCCCUGAGGCGCUUGUUACGGCCGCUGUUGUUGCUGGUGCAGUAGGUUUUGGUUACAAACAAGUAACCUCUUCUGAACCUGCCAACGGCUCUACAUCUCCUAAAACAGUCGGAGGAGGAGGAGGGAAGAAAGGCAAAGGAAAGAAGAAACCGAAUACUACCUCCGGUACUUCAACACCAAUAACGGAAGGUAUUAAAACACCCGAGAAUAUCUCCAUCUUGCCUUUCCCUGCAGUUGUUCCGGGACAAUUUGAUGAUGGAGCUCCAGAUAGCUCUGCAGGUAGUGGAGCAGAGGGAAAACCCAAAGCCAAAAAAGGAAAGAAGAAGAAAGCCGGAAAGGCAGCGGAUGCUCAGGCCAAGAGCUCGGCUGCUCCGGACACAGCUGUGGAGGAAUCAGUAGUAUCACCUGCCGCUGCCGCGGCUUUGGCAGACUCGAAUAGCAGCCAUGUCACUAAUUCCAGCACAAAACUUUCUACCAAGUCAAAGAAGAAGAAACAGCAGGCUCCCUCGCAGGUUAAACCUUCCGCAUCAUUUUCCAGUACGUCUACUCGAGAUGUACCUACUCCUUCAAAGGCGAACACUGCUCAACAACUUCAAGAAUCUACAGCCUCUCUAGCUUCACUAGCAACUGAUACCGAUGGAGAAUGGACACGAGUCACUCAUCGAGCGGACAAGAUUCACACGUCUUCCAUAGCCGGAGGCACGAGUGACGUCGGUCAAGCGACUAGUAUUACUACAGGAUCUUCGUCUCCAGUAGACACUCGAACUGAAGAGGAGGAGGAUGGAGAAGAUGAGGAAGAGGAUGUCCUCGGUGGGUCUAGCGAACGACAUCCUCUUGCCAAACGACUUCUUCCAAAACCGAGGAAAACCGGUGUCGAAGACAUGCUCGCCAGAUCAGACUAUCCGUCGUACUCCCGCGUUAUGCGGGUACAACCCGGUGACAAACCCGCGGCAGGCUUUUCUUGGGGUGAUUAUGAGGAUGUUGUUGGUGGUGAUGGACCAAGUGGUGAACCGGACGCGGAUGGUGCCGAGGCAGAUAGGGAAGAUGAUGGUUGGGGUGUGGUGAAGCGCGGAGGACGUCCCAAAAAUAAGGUCUCUACCUCCUUUGAACAGACCGUUCCAACAAGCAGAACUGCGACUGCACCGGAGACGAUGAACAAACGUCAACGGCAAAAUGCUGCUAGACGUGAAGCAGAGAAAUCUGCCAAGGCGGACUCAGAGCGAGAGCGAAUCGCAGCGCUUGCUAGGCACCAACGUGAACUGGACAGUGCCAGAAUGGAGGCUCAGUAUGGGAAAAGCGGAGGAAAGAAAACCACUAGCGGAGGAAUGAAAGCUGUGAUUGACGAAAAGGGAAAGUUAGUUUGGGACUGAUUUACUACGCCUUCCUUUCACCCGGGACUUUUCUAUGAAAUGUUGCACAGAUUUUAAAGUAUGCAUAAAGGAUAUAUACAUUGUUAAUUUUCUUCUGGAAUUAGACUGAUAGGUGCAUAACUAUACGUACCCCUUGAAGUCAGUGCAACCAUUAUGAUGGCCUCGAUAUUCCCGUGUUGGCAUAGUUAAAAUCGCGCUCAAUUCGUGGGU
Molecule: messenger RNA, 1826 nt
Organism: Lentinula edodes (shiitake mushroom)
Lineage: Eukaryota; Fungi; Basidiomycota; Agaricomycetes; Agaricales; Omphalotaceae
Exons: 3
Coding region: 222-1616 (464 amino acids)
Source: RefSeq, a predicted model, not a curated record